This is a messenger RNA of Mollisia scopiformis, 1525 nucleotides long. Its product is annotated as P-loop containing nucleoside triphosphate hydrolase protein. The transcript is spliced from 2 exons. Gene Ontology annotation, biological process: intracellular protein transport. Gene Ontology annotation, cellular component: endomembrane system. Bases 423 to 1385 code for a protein of 320 amino acids. NCBI's taxonomy places the organism in Eukaryota, Fungi, Ascomycota, Leotiomycetes, Helotiales, Mollisiaceae. The record is from RefSeq and is a predicted model, not a curated record. Gene Ontology annotation, molecular function: GTP binding; GTPase activity.
CCCGCUGAACACGGCUCCCAAUAACAAACAAUAAUAUCACGGGUGUUUAUUUACAUGCCCCUCUCCAUUCGCCCGUUCCCUCACUUUCGAUGCGACUUUCAACGUGUUUUCGUCCAUUUUUGAAGAAAGAGAAGUAAUCGGCUGAAACCUUGCUCCAGGUGCAUAUGAUGAGGCGCUUGAAUGAGACAUUGCAAAAGCAGGUAGUGAGCUCACUCGAGGUGUGCUUUUGCUGAGAAGAGGAUCGCACUUCUUUGCCCAUUCUCAACCCAUACACAGCCACGCGAAUCCUUCCUCCUCCUCGACUAAUCUCUCCAAUCCAGCGGUCAAAGAUUCUUUUUUGACGUGGCACCAACCGAUCGUCACUGUCACCUAAAAUCUACCGGAACGAAGCCGACCAACUAGACGACCGGGCUGCUGCGAAGAUGGCACAAAGUCUCGAGGCGAAGAUCGUGGUAUUGGGAUCGCAGGGUGUGGGAAAAACUUCACUGGUGCACCGAUAUGUAAAGAAUGAAUUCGCACCAGUAGGCACGACGUCGACAGUCGGCGCAAGCUUCUUGACGAAGAGGGUGGUAGACGAAGAUUCCGAUACCACUGUAAGGCUCCAAAUAUGGGACACAGCAGGGCAGGAACGAUUCAGAUCGAUAUCAAGACUUUAUUACAGAAGCGCAAAUGCCUGUAUCCUUUGCUACAGCAUAACAGACCUCUCCUCCUUUGAAGAAAUGGGCGUGUGGCUCGCAGAACUUCGGCGCAAUCUUCCUGCAGACAUUAUACUACAUGUCGUAGGCACGAAAUCAGAUAUCGUUGCGAGAGAUCCUUCGCUGCGUCAAGUUCCGUUUGAGCGCUGUAUUGCAUACGUCGCGGAUAAUCUGGCACCAGGAAUGAGCAGUACUCCACCUGCAACUGCAACACCAGGCAGCUCAGGAGGGAUUUUGGAAGGAAUGGGAGGAGGUGGGAUGUACGGAGGCAACUGGCUAGGACAAGGUGGAAGAAAUAGUAAUAAUGCUUUGGAUGGGGCGAGGAGUCCAAGCUCUAAGAGAAGUAGUGGAUUCUGGGGACAAGAAGUUGGAUGGGAUUGCUGUCACGAAGUUUCUGCCGAGAAUGGAGAAGGCGUGGAAGAGGUCUUCAGAGUCAUAUCGAGAAAGUUGGUUGAGCAGAAUAGGAAGUUGACGGAUGGAUUGGCGAGUGCAGCUCAGACACCAAACCCCACGCCUGGUUUGGAUGGAGGUGACGGUUACUUUGAUCAUAUGAGACCGGGUGGGAGUUUUAGAGUUGGCAGAGAUAGGAGAAGUUGGUUUGGAGUGCAAGUCGAGAGCUAUAUCGAAGAGACCGAGGCGAAUGGAACUGCUGUGGAUAGGCAUGUCAAGACUAGAAGGAAGUGCUGUUAGUUUAGAUACCCGGAGUUUUAGAGUUUGGGAGAUGGCAUGAAUGAUGGAUAACGAAAGCAUUCGGACAUGGCGUUGGUGGGAUAGCAUCAGGAGUUUUGUGGCAGAUUAUUUCCAAUGGAUAUCAUGACCCUCUUUCCCAU